Penicillium brevicompactum is the source of this 1413-nucleotide messenger RNA. Its product is annotated as FAD-binding oxidoreductase. NCBI's taxonomy places the organism in Eukaryota, Fungi, Ascomycota, Eurotiomycetes, Eurotiales, Aspergillaceae. Bases 1 to 1413 code for a protein of 470 amino acids. The transcript is spliced from 3 exons. Gene Ontology annotation, molecular function: oxidoreductase activity; FAD binding. The record is from RefSeq and is a predicted model, not a curated record.
AUGACAAUCAAUACUGCUGCCAUCGAGGCUCUGAAGAGCCGCUUAGAGAAUGCAACCCUCUAUACACCGGAUUCGGAGAAUUAUAAACAAAGUCUGAUCCGCUGGUCGGAUACCGGCAUCAAACCCGCGGGAGCGGUAGUCCAGCCCACUCAAGCAUCUGAUAUAUCCGUUGCUCUACUGUGGGCACAAGAGAAUGCCAUAGAGGUCGCCGUCAAAGGUGGUGGUCAUUCAACCGCAGGCACGAGCUCGAGCGCCGGUGGGCUGGUGAUUGAUCUCUCGCGGAUGAACGGAGUCACUGUGGAUACUUCCCGAAAAACAAUCACUGCCCAAGGAGGAGCGACGUGGAAAGAAGUCGACGAGACCGGUGCGGCUCAUGGAUUGGCCGCCGUAGGCGGCACGGUCAACCACACCGGCGUUGGGGGUCUGACUUUGGGGGGCGGGUAUGGCUGGCUGAGCGGGCAGUAUGGUCUGACCAUCGACAAUCUGCUUUCCGCGACCGUGGUUUUAGCGGAUGGUCGCGUCGUCAAGGCUUCUCUCUCCGAGAAUGAGGACUUAUUUUGGGGCCUGCGGGGCGCCGGGUAUAAUUUUGGCGUCGUCGUGGACUUUACCUACCAGGCCUAUGAGCAAAAGGACCCCGUCUACUCCGGCCUGCUGGCAUAUACACCGGACAAACUUGAAGGAGUCAUAGGCGCGCUGAAUGCUAUACUAACGGAACCUGACUCUCGCCUCGGGGCAAUGUGCGCGUUCGCACUUUCCCCUGACGGCUCGGGGCCGAUGAUUCUCGUGGUCGGUUUCUUCAACGGUUCUCGGGAAGAGGGUGAGAGCAAGUUCGCCAGCUUCACGACUCUAGAGCCUGUUCUGAACACCCUUGAUCUGAUUCCGUACUCCAUGGUCAACACACUCCAGAACCCACAGGCUACCUACGGCGAUCGCAAGACCCUCAAAGGUAUUUUCUACCAGCCGGCGCUGGACCCUAAGUUCGCACGAGUAAUCUUCAAUGAUUUCAUGUCCAAGAUUCAAUCCGAGCCCGACAUGGCGACUUCGGCCAUUCUCCUGGAGUUCUAUGAUAUGCGCAAGACCUGCGAAGUGCCCUUGGAAUCCACGUCGCUUUCCAGUCGCAACUUCACGCAGAAUGGACUCAUUUCCCUCAGAUGGACCGAUGCUACAAAGGAUCUAGAGCACCGGGCGUGGGCACGAGAGGCCCAGAAUAAGUGGAAAGCCGAGUUGGACGCCAAGUCCAGUGACCAGGGCGACGAGUCAAACGUGCCUCAGUACAUCAACUAUGCAGAGCCCGGUGACUCGGCGGUCUCAAGCAUUUAUGGCCAAAAUCUUGGCCGAUUGCAGGGGCUGAAGGUCAAGUAUGAUCCUAACAACGUCUUCCACAAGAUGCAUGCGAUCCCAAUCGAUGUGUAA